Boleophthalmus pectinirostris (great blue-spotted mudskipper) is the source of this 1446-nucleotide messenger RNA. It is a transcript of the gene gfap, whose product is annotated as glial fibrillary acidic protein. Gene Ontology annotation, cellular component: intermediate filament; cytoplasm; cell projection. The transcript has 11 exons. The record is from RefSeq and is a predicted model, not a curated record. Bases 1 to 1341 code for a protein of 446 amino acids. Gene Ontology annotation, biological process: intermediate filament organization; regulation of chaperone-mediated autophagy. Gene Ontology annotation, molecular function: structural constituent of cytoskeleton. NCBI's taxonomy places the organism in Eukaryota, Metazoa, Chordata, Actinopteri, Gobiiformes, Gobiidae.
AUGGAGACCCAGAGAGUCCAGUCCUCGUACCGCCGACGCUUCGGGACCCAGACGGCACCCGCCCUGCGCCUGUCGUCCGCGCGCCUGUCGUGGCACGGCACCCCGAGGAGCCUCACCCACUCCAGCCCCGUCUCCAGGAUAUCGCUUUCAUCUUCGAUGGGCUCGCUCCUCCUGGGCAGCCCCGUGGACCGUCUGGACUUCUCGGCAGACUCCGUCCUCAAGGCCCAGUUCAAGGAGACCAGGACCAACGAGAAGGUGGAGAUGAUGGGCCUGAACGACCGCUUCGCCAGCUACAUCGAGAAGGUGCGUCUCCUGGAGCAGCAGAACAAGCUCCUGGUGGCCGAGGUCAACCAGCUGAAGGUGAAGGAGCCGAGCCGCGUGGGCGAGAUGUACCAGGAGGAGCUGAGGGAACUGAGGCGCCAGGUCGACCAGCUGACCUCCGCCAAGGCCCGCGCCGAGGUCGAGAGAGACAACUGCACGACCGACCUGGACAAGCUCAAACACAGGCUCCAGGACGAAAUGAAUCUGAGACAAGAAGCAGAAAACAGCCUCCAGGCCUUUAGACAGGACGUGGACGAGGCGGCUCUGAGUCGGGUGCAGUUGGAGCGAAGGAUCGAGGCUCUUCAGGACGAGAUCAACUUCCUGAAGAAAGUCCACGACGAGGAGCUGCGUGAGCUUCAGGAGCAGAUUCUGGCUCAGCAGGUCCACGUGGAUCUGGACCUGUCCAAACCCGACCUGACCGCGGCUCUGAGGGACAUCAGGGUCCAGUACGAGACCAUGGCCUCGUCCAACAUGCAGGAGACCGAGGACUGGUACAGGUCUAAGUUCGCCGACCUGACUGACGCGGCCAAUAGGAACGCAGAGGCGCUCCGACAGGCGAAGCAGGACGCCAACGAGUACAGACGACAGGUGCAGGCGGUGACCUGCGACCUGGAGGCUCUGCGGGGGACUAACGAGUCUCUGGAGCGUCAGCUGCGCGAGCAGGAGGAGCGGGCGGCUCUGGAGACCUCGGCGUUCCAGGAGAGAGUGGCUCACCUGGAGGAGGAGAUCCAGAGCCUGAAGGAGGAGAUGGCCCGACACCUGCAGGACUAUCAGGACCUGCUCAACGUCAAACUGGCCCUGGACAUCGAGAUCGCCACCUACAGGAAGCUUCUGGAAGGAGAGGAGAGCAGGAUCACUAUUCCAGUUCAGAGUUUCGCCAACCUGCAGUUCAGAGACACUGGUCUGGACACUAAGACUCCAGAGGCUCAUGUGAAGAGGAGCAUCCUGGUGCGAACCGUCGAGACCAGAGACGGAGAGAUCAUCAAAGACACGACGACGGAGCACAAAGACCUGCCCUGAAAACCUCCACUCAAAACCUGAUUCACCACGUCUGUGAGCUCGAAGUCCACAAGUUUCAUCCAGUUUUGGGAAGUUUGGGCGAAUUCUGAAUCAUGUAGAAAUCGG